Messenger RNA from Coregonus clupeaformis (lake whitefish), 2999 nucleotides. RefSeq lists its product as uncharacterized. NCBI's taxonomy places the organism in Eukaryota, Metazoa, Chordata, Actinopteri, Salmoniformes, Salmonidae. The record is from RefSeq and is a predicted model, not a curated record. The transcript is spliced from 11 exons. Bases 82 to 2820 code for a protein of 912 amino acids.
CACAACCCUCUUCAAUUCCCUAUUUAAAUCCCAUCACGUCUACCAUGCUGGUUCCUUGAUAGUAAUAUUCGUUUUGCGAAUAUGGAAGCAACAGCAUCUACAGCACAGCAUGCCUUUGGAGCAGGGCCUCGUGGGCCCAACCCAGCCCAUGGACCUCAGCAAGCCCAGGGCCCCCGACACCUAGGUCACCCUGGACCUUACGGAGUUCCACGUCUUGAGGACCAGCCCCCACACCAGCAAGUGAAUCAGCCCCAUCACCACAUCCAGCACAGCAGACCGUUCUUCUACAUCCACCCCUCCCAGCCAUACCCCUCCCAGCCAUACCCCUCCCAGCCAUACCCCUCUGCUCUACCCUAUCAGUGGCCCAUGCCCAUGCCCUACAACCCUUACUGCGGCUUCCCUGGGAUGGGAGGUUAUGGUAUGAUGAUACCGAGUCCCUUCCAGCCCAGUCCCUACAUGGAGCCUCCGGGUUACAUCCUUCCCCACUCUCAGCUCCACCUGGCGGACUACAGGCGUAUGAUCAACCCGCACUACCACACCACCCACUACCCUCAGACCAUGGCCUACCACGCACGCAGGUUCCGUUACCAGCACAGCGCCCCAGCCAACAGAGAGAUGAUCAGCUCUGAGGUACAGACUGAACCCCCAUCAGGAGCAGCACGCUCUGACCCUAAACUCUCUAACGCCGACUCACCUAUGAGAAGUAAUGUCCAAACCAACUCUGAAUCUGGCAACGCCACCAGUUGCACAGCUGCCCAGUCACUAUCCCCAGCCUCUGCUGUGCAAGAGGUGAUGUCUAAACCACCAGCCUACCAGGACAUGAUAUCGGCACCCACCCCCAACAGCACUUCCAUCUCCACCAGGUCUGCUGCACCCCAGAAAGGCAGCUUUGUGUUCCAGACAGAGGAGGUGAGGAUGGAGUGCCGCAGCACCCCCACGGGGUUAAAUAUCCUCCACUCCCAUGAGACUUCUGAGCUGUGCACCACCCACCGUGUGUCUGGGACAGAUGAAGACUUGGUGCAGCUCUGUUCUUCCUCCUCCCUCCACCACCACAAGGCCUCACAGGAGGGGAUGGGUCUGGUUGGAGAGAAGGAGGAGCAGUGUCUCCAGCAAUCCUGCCCAGAUAUACUCUUAAUGGAUGGGUCGUCCUCUAGUGGCGGACCAGAGAACUUCCUUGAUCUUGAGGACUGCGACUCUGUCGUCGCGAAAACACUGACCGAACGACCAGGGAAUGCUGAAUCCGAUAUGGACUACAGAUUGGUGGUCCAAAGCCACAAAGCCGAUGGUCCUCAAUUGGCAAGGAACGACGGAGAACUGAGUGGGAACAGCUCCAAGAGUGUCCAUUUUAAGAUCCUCCACAUGCCCUUUGACAUGCAGUAUUUAGAAGAGCUGAGGAAGAUUGAGGCGUCUGUGUGGUCUGUGGAGUCUCUGGCGCCGUAUGUCCCCUCAGCAGAGUUUAUGAUCCAGCAGGGCCUGAUGGAGCCACACAAGGAGGCACUGAGCCCCGUGGUGGAAAAGGUCCCUGUCGCGGAGGAAGUCCCCAUGGUGGAGGAAGUCCCCACAGCAGAGGAGGUCCCUGUCGUGGAGAAGGUCCCCACGGCAGAGGAGGUCUCCAUAGUGGAGGAAGUCCCCACGGCAGAGAGCACUAUGAAUGAAAAUGUUAUAAUGGCAGAGAUGGUCCCUAAUGUGGUGGAGGUACCUGCAAUAUCCAGUCGUAACAAAACGGACAACGCUCCCACAUCUCCAGAGACCAGUCAAAAGAGGGGUGCGGUGAGUGACCUUGAUCAUCAGGAUACCUCAUUUGGGGCGUUACCUACAUACCGUCCCUCAACUAGCUGGCUGGCCGACUUUGGCAACGUCUACUAUUACAGCAAGCUGCCUCCUAAUGUUGAGGAGCAGCGCAAGAUCCUCAGAUGCAGCCCACUUAAGCUGUCAAGCCCCAAAGGGAAACCUAACCAUGACCAAGAGCCUAAAGAUCCUCAUCGUGUUGCAGUCACUACAACUGCUCCACUCAGGCUAAAGGGAUGCAGACUGAGAGAAAAGGUGGACAGGAGGAGCUACUCUGACCAAGAGUGCUGUGCUAACCGGACCUUCAAUGGGAACACGGGGACCUCUGGUGGCCUCAAAAGGGAGCGCAUCUGUGCCAGAUGUUUGACAACAAAAUGCAGUGUGAACAAGAUACCUGGCAGUCCUGGGCCAGGCCUGGAUGCUCUGAUUGUAAAACGACAAGGGGUCCCCGUUCCACCAUGGGAGGAAUCUAUCCUAGCCCAGACUUGUGCAGCCUGCAAAUGCCUCCCACGGAGGCGGGUGACGAGGAAAGGUUCCGGGUCAGAUGUUCCCGGCGGACCACAUAAUGAAGAGACUGAGGGUGAGACCUCUGAGAACAGUUCUUGUCGGGCAGGACCGGGGCCCAAACUGCGGGACCCAAGGAGGCCUGAGUCCUCCAUGAAGCGCUACUCUGAGAAGUGUCCCAUGGGUCCGCACUCAAAACUGAGGGAGAAGAACUGUUCCUGUGAAGAGCCCCAUCAUGGGCCCCCCGCUGCUGUGCGGGAGGGGCCACGACGCCAUCACCAUGGCAAUGUCAUCAGGGAGCGAAAUGAGGAGAACCUUGGUGUGUGCGUCUCCGUCCCACUUCAGGACAAAUGGAGAAACCAGAACCAAUGCUACCUCGCCGCACAGAAAUGGCAACAAGAGAAGUUGUGGAGAGCGGCUUUGUCCAACCCUGACAACACUGAAAGUAAUAUUAGUAAGAAUGGACCCAGACACUUGAUUAAACAGAAGAAACACAUUUCACAAUCACAAGGUAGUCAUCUACUAUAAAACCCUACUGACUUCACAGAAAUGACACAAGAUGCUAAUUUUUCACGAGCACAUUGUAACAAGUGAAGCAUAUGCACUUCUAUUGUUAUCCUCUACACAUUUAUGAAUUAACUCUUAAAGCUCACAAUAUACACUCACUAUUUAUGAAAUGUACAAUAAAUAAACACUUGACUACAGUG